AUGAGACUACACUCCAGGCAAGCUAGCAACCCACACAGACAGUACAGCGCGGCGCAAUCGCUGCAUAGCUCCAGCGAUGAUAGCGAACACAAAGAGAUACCGAGUACAAUGGGAUGGGCCAAGAGGCUGAUGCGAUGGAUGGUAACGGUCGAUCAACCCCACACGUUCGAAACAUCGCUCAAGAACUACCAGUCGCUUGCCCACGUCACCAACUACAUCUUCUUCUGCGGAGGGCGACUUCGAACAGUGGCCAAGACCAAGUACCUGUCGGUGUUGGUGCUGGUCAUGCUGAUUGCGCCCAUCGUGCUUUUCUCGGUAUUCGAGACAGGGUACCUGUGGAAGCACGUUGCUGGUGCAAAGCCAUGCGUGGUUUUAUGCUACUACUUCUGGACGCUGUGCUUCGCCUCCUUCAUCAGCACGGGGGCCACGGACCCUGGCACGCUGCCCCGCAACAUCCACCUGGCCCAGCUACAGGAUGACUACAAGCUACCCCUCGAAUACUACAGCAUCAUCACUCUGCCGUCGCCCGUGGCCAACGCGCCCGUGCGCCUGAAGUACUGCACCACAUGCCGCAUCUGGCGUCCGCCGCGCGCGUCCCACUGCGCGGUGUGCGACAGCUGCAUCCUGUCGUUCGACCACCACUGCGACUGGCUCAACAACUGCAUCGGCCAGCGCAACCACAGGUAUUUUCUGGCGUUCCUCUUCAGCAGCGUGCUAUCGUCCAUCUGGCUCCUGACAUGCUGCGCGCUGAAGCUUCGGCACGCCGGUUCGCCCUCGGCAGCGCCCGUGAGUCUCCUGCUCAUAUGCUACUGUGCCGUCAGCAUCUGGUAUCCGCUUCUGCUCGCCAUCUACCACCUGUUCCUGACCGGCACCCAACAGACCACGCACGAGUACCUCAAGGCAGUUGACUCUCGCAACCCCAUCUUUCACAAGGUUACACACCCCGAGCGCAACCCUUUCGUUACUGGCAGUUGCGCCAGGAACAUGCUGCUACUCAUGUGCCAGCCUCGGGGAUACGAUUUUCUACAUACAAGAAGCGAGCACCAAGCGGGCGACUGGCGUUUCUUUAGGCUGCCAAUCCCCCAUUCAUUCGAGAAAGUAUGA
Molecule: messenger RNA, 1104 nt
Organism: Eremothecium gossypii ATCC 10895
Lineage: Eukaryota; Fungi; Ascomycota; Saccharomycetes; Saccharomycetales; Saccharomycetaceae
Gene: ERF2
Product: palmitoyltransferase ERF2
Exons: 1
Coding region: 1-1104 (367 amino acids)
Biological process (GO): protein targeting to membrane; peptidyl-L-cysteine S-palmitoylation
Cellular component (GO): endoplasmic reticulum; Golgi apparatus
Molecular function (GO): protein-cysteine S-palmitoyltransferase activity
Source: RefSeq, marked provisional